This is a messenger RNA of Psilocybe cubensis, 2625 nucleotides long. RefSeq lists its product as uncharacterized. Bases 1 to 2625 code for a protein of 874 amino acids. Gene Ontology annotation, cellular component: Golgi apparatus; AP-1 adaptor complex; membrane coat. Gene Ontology annotation, molecular function: clathrin-cargo adaptor activity. Lineage: Eukaryota; Fungi; Basidiomycota; Agaricomycetes; Agaricales; Agrocybaceae. The record is from RefSeq and is a predicted model, not a curated record. The transcript has 14 exons. Gene Ontology annotation, biological process: intracellular protein transport; receptor-mediated endocytosis; Golgi to vacuole transport.
AUGUUCCCACCGUGUCACAGUUGUGUCACGCCGAUAUUGAGGCUGGGCGCAAGGGCUCUCCAAAAGUCAAGUUACAGUCGCAAAGGAGGCCCUAUAUUCAUGGUCUACAACAAUCUCAAGGCCCUUAUCAAGGGAAUCCGCUCAUGCAAGACCGUGGCAGAUGAACGCGCCCUCAUCCAACAGGAGUCGGCCGCCAUUCGUGCAUCGUUUAGGGAAGAGGACUCCUUCCAACGGCACAACAACAUCGCGAAGCUCCUGUAUAUCCAUAUGCUAGGCUCCCCUGCCCACUUUGGACAAAUUGAAUGUUUGAAACUCGUCGCCAGCCCCCGCUUUUCAGACAAGCGUCUGGGAUAUCUUGGGAUUAUGCUUUUGCUAGACGAGAAUCAGGAAGUCCUUACUCUGGUGACCAACUCUCUUAAAAAUGACAUGAACCACUCCAAUAUGUACGCCGUUGGGCUCGCACUCUGUACCUUUGCCAACAUUGCAUCAGAAGAGAUGUCCCGCGAUCUUGCUAAUGAGAUAGAGAAAUUGCUUGGAUCCAGCAAUACUUAUAUUCGCAAAAAGGCCGCACUUUGCGCGUUACGCGUAGUCAAGAAAGUUCCUGAUAUUGCAGACCAUUUCACUUCGAAAGCCAAGAAUCUCCUGACAGAUCGCAACCAUGGUGUCCUAUUAACUGCCAUUACACUUGUCACUGAGAUGUGUCAAAUCGACAACGCGAUUUUGGAUGAAUUCCGCACUGCUGUUCCACUGCUUGUUCGCAAUCUAAAAUCGUUGGUGACGACGGGAUAUAGCCCAGAGCAUGACGUCUCAGGGAUAACCGAUCCCUUCCUCCAAGUCAAAAUAUUGCGAUUGCUGCGGAUGCUAGGAAAGGGAGACGAACAAGCUAGCGAGACGAUGAACGAUAUUCUGGCACAAGUUGCGACCAACACGGAUUCAUCCAAGAAUGUCGGAAAUUCGAUUUUGUAUGAAACUGUACUCACAGUCCUAGAAAUUGAAGCGGACACAGGUCUGCGGGUCAUGGCCAUUAACAUCCUCGGGAAGUUUUUGAGCAACAAAGAUAACAACAUUCGAUACGUCGCGCUCAACACCCUCAACAAAGUAGUGUCAAUGGACACGAACGCUGUGCAACGCCAUAGGAACAUCAUUCUCGAUUGCUUGAGGGACGGGGAUAUCUCCAUUCGCAGACGUGCCCUUGAGCUUUCGUAUGCGUUGAUCAAUGAGCAGAAUGUUCGCAUUCUGAUUCGCGAAUUAUUGGCUUUCCUGGAAGUUGCGGACGACGAAUUCAAACUGGGAUUGACAACUCAGAUUUCUCUGGCAGCUGAGCGAUUUGCUCCCAACAAACGAUGGCAUAUUGACACUGUGCUACGUGUUUUGAAAUUGGCUGGAAAUUUUGUUCGCGAAGAAAUUCUAUCUGCAUUUAUUAGACUUGUUGCACACACUCCCGAACUCCAGUCUUAUACAGCAUCGAAAUUAUAUCUGGCUCUCAAGUCAGACAUUUCUCAGGAAUCAUUAACACUGGCAGCAACAUGGAUUCUGGGUGAAUACAGUGAAAUCAUUCUACAGGGAGGUAUCGUAGAUGAAGACCAGACAAUUACCAUUACAGACAAGGAUCUGGUCGACCUGGUGCUAUCCAUUCUUGACUCCCCUUACGCCAACUACCUAGUUCGUCAAUUUGUCCUCGCAGCGGUAACAAAGAUCGCAGCACGUAGCACAACAUCUGUCCCAGAACAAGACCGCAUUGCUGAAGUGCUAGCAAAAUAUACCACCAGCCCUGAACUGGAAUUGCAGCAGCGAGCAGUCGAAUUUGCUAGUUUGUUUAGCCUGGGAGAUACGCGAAUUGGUGUCCUGGAACAAAUGCCGCCUCCAGAGAUCAAGGCGACUGUUAUGGGAGUUGUCAGCGAGAAGAAGCCUGUGGGGUCUACCAAAGGCCAAGACGCGGAUCUUUUGGGUGACGAAAUUAUUUCAACACCAGGCGCGCCUGUCAAUCAGCCUGCCGCGUCUGUGCAAUCGAACCAAGACCUGCUUGCUGAAAUUUUUGGCUCAUCUUCCGUAACUUCAGACUCUGUAUCCCCUCCUGUUCCUCAGCAAAAAUCCUCGGUCAAUGACAUUCUCGGGUUGUUUGGCAACUCCGGCCCAGCUUCUCCCGCUCCCCAACAGCCCUACUCAGCCACACCUUCAUUUUCUACCCCCGCACCAUCAUACACCCCCAAUCAAGCCGCUUCACCCCCACCACAGGCCGCUGCAGCUGCAGCUGCACAGCGUUAUCCCUCAUACCCAGCGUACGAUAAGAACGGCCUGAAAAUUACUCUUACGCCACAAACGUCGCCCACAAAACCGGGUGUGGUGAUGAUUUUGGCGCGUUUCCAGGUGUCUGGCGGUGAGCCUGCUACUGGUUUGAGUUUCCAGGCUGCUGUUCCAAAGUCACAGCAGCUACAGAUGCUUCCCAUGUCCAACUCCAAUAUUAACCUAGGCGCUACUGAAACCCAACAAAUGAGAGUUUUGGCUCCAGUUGGAAGCGCCGUCCGUUUACGCUUGCGGAUAGCCUACAGUAUAGCUGGUCAAAAUUUCCAGGAGCAGGUCGACUUUUCCGGCUUCCCACCUGGCCUCACUGGCACUCCUUCAUGA